CAUCGCAGUUGCAAAUUGUAUGUCAUCACCCAAAAUCUCAACAGGCCAACCAGGAAGGCCUCCUGCCAUCAGUUCUACUUACACAGUGGUCAGCUCUGUUGGGGGGACGUUCUCCAAACCACUGCAUUGCUGCAGAGCUCAAAGCUGCUCCACUCCACUUAGUGAGUGCGACAGAAACAUUACCAACUUGAAUCAACCCCAUUCAGCCAUUAUUAACAUUGAGCAUCAUAUAGUGGCCAGUGAUGACUGUAGUACUGCAUGUAGCCCAAUGAACGCCUCCAAAUUUAAUUUCUACACCCGCUUGCACAAAACACAGUCACCUGUAGCAAAGAAACUAUCCUUGGAUGAGACAAGUGUAAAUGAGCCUGCAGUGGUAAACGGAAUGGAAAAUGCCGAAGAUAUGAGUUUGAUCUGCGAGGAAGAUUUGUUGGAUACGAUUUUUUAUGCCUGCGACACAAAGCACAGAGGAAAAGUGCCUGUUUCUAUGAUUGUGGACUACCUGCGACACACCACAAGCCGUAGUUCUGAGGACAGUGGCCUUGAGGAUUUGUGUAACAUGCUGGACCCAGAUAAUAAGGACGUGUCCAUCGAUCUGGGCACCUAUCGUGCAGUCAUGAAAGAAUGGAUUGAAGACUGUAGAAGGAAAAGUUUCCAUGAAGACACUCAAGAAGUUGUAAAUGUUAAUGAAGAUGUUGUCCAACAUCGUGAUGCUGUUGUAGCAGGAAUCAAAUUUUCUGAUGCAACUGAUGGAACAGUGGGAAGCUUGGAGGCACUUGGUGGGGAAAUUUCGAAAGGAGACUUGGAGACGUCCGAUUUAAUUUCUUGUAUUGCUGAUCUCCAAUACAACCACCAAAAACUUCAGGACCAGAAUCUGAAGUUGCGAUUGGUGGUUGAGGCCACAGAAGAAAGUAAUCAUCGAUUAAUGGAGGAGAAUGAAGAGCUCCUCACCCAGGUCAAGAGUGCUCAGCAGACCAUUUUAAUAGAAAAGUCUUUGAAAGAAGAUCUGGAAGAUUUGAGGACACAGAUAUGUACUUUACAAGAGAGCAAUGAAAAGCUUAUCCUUCAGAAUAAGCAAGAGGCGAAGGACAAUCAAUCCCUAAUUCAGAAGAUUGCCUCACUCCAGGAAGAGAAUCUAAAAAUUGCCAUAGAGAUGGAGGCACUUCAUGACAGGAUUGCUGCGCUGUGCAAUGAUAAGACAGAGCUUCAGAUGCGGUUAACUGAUCUUGAUAAUCUAAUGCACAACAAGGAUGCGGCUUUGCUCAAGAGGGAUAAUCAUAUUGAGGAACUAAAGAAUUCCAUUGUUGAAUAUUCCUUGGUGGUAGAGGCCUUGAGAAUGGAGAAGACGGAAUUAGAAAAUCAACUGCUAACACAACAGGAGUUAGCUUCUGAGUGCAUUAAGUUGCCGGACAUCUCCCAAGAUGGAGACGACCUAACCAAGAGGCCAAGCUCCUUGCAGUCAGAGCUUUUAAAUGCUCAAUGUGUUUUUGAGGUGGACAGUUCUGAAUGGUCGACGGUCUCUGAACGCACCUUUGAGACCCUGGAUAAGGAGGUCUUAAUGCUAAUGCAAGGCCCAAGGACAGAGGAGGCUACUAUUCGAUUCAAAACGAUCACAACUCGGAUGACAAAGGAGCUCUCUGGAGAAAUUGAGACGCUGGUGACGUGGUUGAAACAAAUAGGUGAACUGAAAAUAAACUGUGAAGGUCUGAGUGAAGCUAAGCUUGAGCACCUGAGGAAUAAUCUGCAGGAAAAAAGGCAUCUGUGGCUUCAGAACAUCUCCGACUUGGAAGAACAGAAGCUGGCUGCGGAUCAUGAGUAUAUCAGAUUGGCGAGCAACUUUCGGAGAAGCAAAACGGAGCAACUGCACCUGAACAAGAGAGAAGCCACUAGGCUGCAAGAACUUGAAGCCCAGAAGCAGCUAACGGAGACAGCGGCAGCUGCUGUCAAACUUCAGCUGUACCAAGUUGCUCAACGGCUCGAAGAUCUGCAAAGAGAGGUCUGUGACAAGAACGCUGCAUUAGCCUCAGUCAGAGCGGAGACACAAGUGUUACAGCAUGAACUGGAGGAAGCUGUCACUGGGAGGCAGAACCUUCACUCAAUAAAUCAAGCUCUAUCAGAUACCAUCAAAACACUGGAACAAAACCUAAGCCAGCAGCAAAACCCAGCAUUUUGUUGGCCUUCCCUGAGCAACGAUGUGAAAGUGACAGUGCCGUGCAUUCUGGGGCUGCUGCAGCUGCAUGGAACCAUUCAAUCACUGAGCGAGAAACUCUGCAAUCCACACAAUUCUUGCUGGAAGACUCAGACAAGACGUUGCUACAAAGGCUUGCAGAUAGAUAUUCCCCAAAAUUUGCAACUGAACCAAGUUCCUCAAGACUCACUGCCAUGUACUCGACAAUGGAUGCUCCUUAACUCUGUAACCCCAUACUCCUGCUCACCACUGCUGGAUGCCUUACUGUUGGAGGACUCUUAUCCAGUGCCUCCCUUCCAAACUUCCCUCAACAUUUACUGCAACAACGUGGAACAUCAAAAGCUUAUGGCUUCCACCAAUGAGCUCCUUGAUAUCCAGCCUAGGUGCACAUUGCACACAGCCCUGCGCGCCGGGGGAGAGACUUUUGUUCCUGCAACGAGCGGAGAGCACCUGAACAAGGUCAGAGCUGACAAAGAAGUGAACAGCCAUGAUCUGCUUCAACCCAGUGAAGACCUCGACCACAAUCUGCCUCAUCUAACGUGUACUGGCCCAGUGGAUAUCUCGACAAUGUCUGGUUCCAGUGUCUCGCAUACUUCCAUAAUGCGACCUGAUAAUGGCUUGCAGCCUCAGGAAGCUGUAAAAACGCUUGAUGCAGUUAGUGAAAACAAUGCUGAUAUGCAUGGCAAAAUUAGAGAUAGCACAACAGAUGGCCCAGGUCCUAUAGAUGGCGGCCUGCUCACCUGCAAACGCCAGAGUUCCAAGACAGAUCAAGUGGGGUCCAGGAACAAAGUGAAAAUUAACUUGGAAGCUACUCGAGGUUCUGUGGCUGUAGAGGAAUUAAGCCCAAAUGAACUGCAAGCUGUCCAUUCCAGACCACUCCAUGAUUUUCAAGCAGCAAAUUAUCAGUCUCCUGGUUGUAAGAUUCAGGAUCUGCUGAACCUACAGAGAACCUUGAAUACUGAACAGGAUGUGGAGGCUGAAUUUCUCCGAUUUUCAUUAGCUUUCAAGUGCGACAUCUUUACUCUCGAUAAGCGAUUGCGGCUGGAGGAGCGGUCCAGAGAUUUAGCUGAAAUAAAUUUGAAGAAAGAGAUUGAGAAAUGUCACCAUGCACUGCAGAUAGUGAAGCCUCUGUGUGAAGAACAGCAAUUGCUGGAGACCUUUGAGAAACUGGAGCAAAGUCUUGAGAUGCUCACACAGACGAUCAGCCGAGUGGCCAGUCGGGCUGAAGUGUUAGGAGCCAUUCACCAGGAGAUGCGGGUCAGCAAGGCUGUUGAAGUUAUGAUCCAGUAUGUUGAAAAUCUGAAGCGUAUGUACGCAAAGGAACACACAGAACUGGAAGAAAUGAAGCAGCUUCUAAAGAAUGGCAAUGCUGGCAACUCAUUCAGAGAAAUCCAAGAUGAGCUGCAAAAUAAGAAGUUCCUCUCUACGCAUACGUUUGGCAAAAAUGCCCCACGGAGAGUCAGCAUUGCAACAAUUCCGAGACACGUUGCAGGAGCACAGUUGGACACGUUGAAGCUGAAGGAAAUGGAUGAUGGAAGGAGGAAGUCUGAAGGAGACCAGGACAAGUUGCGAAACAAGCUCAACAGAAAGUUAAGCAGUUGGAAAAUUCUAGGAUGUAAAGAAAAAGAUCCAUGUACGGCACGCCCAACACUGCAUCGACUUAUAAGCACCUGUACCUGGGGUGACAAAAACAAUCAUUUAUCGAAUAAGGGGAAUGCACCAGCAUUGGAUUCACAAGACGAAGAGAAAGAGGAGGACGUGGAAGAAGCUAUCUUAACUGAACCAGAAAAGAAGUCUCCAAAUGCUGAGCCAUGUGUUGUUUAUAGAGGGAUAUCGCGGCAUCUUGUGGAAUUGUGGGAUACGUUUUCCAAAGGUGACCGAUUGCCUUGGCUGCCUAUUAUACUUUUUUUCUCACUAAGCAUUUUGGGCAGCUUUCUCAUUGGCUGGACAUUCCACACAUCUGUUGAUGCUGCCUCCGUGGUCUCUGGGGACUCCUGGAAAGCGAUACAGCAGUUUCUAUGGCCUUACACAGAACUUCGACACAAUGGGCAGCCCCCUGUAUAACUUGCAGUUCCAUUUCCCAGCCAAGUGGGCUCUGCAUUGCAACUCUCAGACUCUUCUUGAUUUUCAGCUGAGUGGCUCAAAACGGAAUGGGAUUAUUUUAAAACUAAAGUACGUUGUUUAAGAUUUUAGCUUUGACAAAUUAUGGUACACAGGAAAACAUUAAAUAGUGGUCAAAACACUUUUCUGGAUUGUCUCUACGUUUGAAAAAUUUUUUAUGAUACAGUAGGUGAUUUUACAAUAGCUGUUCAACUCUAAUUUUUUGCCUAUUAAAGACAAAUUUGGUCACUAAAACAGGUAAAAUAUUUUGGCUGUUCUUUAUGUCAAGUUCCCAAUCAUCGUUUUUAAAUGGAUAAAUAUUAAUGUAAAAAGCAGCAAGAUUAACAUGUCUAUGAAGUUAAUAAGUUUAGAUGUACUUGUGUAAAUCAUACUCAAUAAAGUCUUCAGUUAACCUGCACUGUGUGUGUGACCACCUUCGUGGCCUCUAGAAUU
Molecule: messenger RNA, 4738 nt
Organism: Stegostoma tigrinum
Lineage: Eukaryota; Metazoa; Chordata; Chondrichthyes; Orectolobiformes; Stegostomatidae
Gene: lrmp
Product: lymphoid-restricted membrane protein
Exons: 39
Coding region: 20-4249 (1409 amino acids)
Cellular component (GO): endoplasmic reticulum membrane
Source: RefSeq, a predicted model, not a curated record